GAAGGUGGCGGUAAUGUGCUAAUCCAGUCAAACGAGAAGUGCGGUACGUCAUCAACAGGCGACACGAUAGCAUCCUUCUAGACCCGAAGCAGUAUCGUUAUUCAACAAUAACAAGCUAGGGCUUUACAUAAGUAUUCAGACUAGUAUAAUCAUCCGACAUUUUUAAGCAACGAUAGGCAAUUUGGCUUAAGUAUUUCGGUUGUAGAUUAAACUAGUGCAUGAAGAGCAGAAAUGGCAACAAUGGCGGACUGUGUUGGUUAUCAAUUGCAAAUAGCUUCGAUAAUGGAGGUGCUAGCCAAUUCGGCGGUGGUCGAGAUCUGCAAAAUUGUUGAUGAUGGUUAUUCCUCUCUGCGUUCCCAAAUGGAGCAGGAAAGAGUGCAAAUUGAGAGGGAGAGAGAGCAAACCGAGAAAGAGAAAUAUGUGCUCCGACGAAAAUUACGCGAAAUGGACGUGAAGAUGCGGAGCUAUGAGCGAAGACUCAGAAGACGCGAUCUACGGAAUGAAAUGCAUGCAGUUAAUUUGAGACCACAUGAAGUUUCAGUGUCUUCAAUUGCCAUGCCAGUGAGUAAUGACCAGGCCCGAGGCCCCCUGGCUACAAUCGAGGACCAUUCACAAUACCACCACAUGCCUCAGGAAGACAGAACUGCAUUGUCCCUAAUCAAGCAGGAAAGAGUGGACAGCUGUGGCGUGGACCUGAAGGUAGAACAAAACAUCCGCUCAGAGAGUAGACCCACUGUUCCAGAACCCAACGACGAUGACAGCGAGAGACAUAACAUGGCUGACACUCACAGCUCGCCCACUGCAGCCACAGAGGACCCCACUGAGCCCACUAGGACCAGUGGAUCCGAAGCUAACCUCAAGUCAGAGAUGGGGACAGAGGGUGUGAACCAGAGACCCCAGCAGCCAACAGGACCAGAUCUCAGCACAGAGCUACUGAAUAGCCCCGGUUUGGAUCUGGCUCUGAUGCAGGAGAGGGUCCUGGGGCAUCUGGGGCUUUCCUUGGCCCAGGCAGCAGCCGCAAACGCAGAGGCUGCCGGGCAUCCAUCUUGCUCCUACCAAACCCAGGCUGACGUAGAGAGCCAGUCCAGACAGUUCCCCGGCAGCGACAUGGGCGUCUUCGCCCCCUUUGACAUGACAGCUCCUCCUCCUCCCGCACCCCCAGCGAAUCAGAGGCAGCCGCAUGGAGCCACGACGACGAACGAGCCAAUGGGCUGUAACUUCUGCGGCCGCAUCUUCCACAGCCAGGCGUCCCUGGAGGUGCACCAGAGGGUCCACACGGGACAGCGGCCGUUCAGCUGCCCACACUGCGGCAAGUCAUUCGCGCAGCCCAACAACCUCCGGGUGCACCUGCUAAUCCACAGUGGCGAGAGGCGGUACCGGUGCUCGAUCUGUGGGAAGAGUUUCAUUUCGUCAAGUCACCUUAAGAGACACAGGACCGUUCACACCCAGGAGAAACCCUACAUCUGCUCUCGGUGCGGCCAGUCCUUCACUCAACUCUGCAGCGUCCGGAGACACAGACAGCAGUCGCGGUGCGGCGAGCCACCUCACGCUCAAAACGAACUUUCUGCUUGACUGUAGAAAAGGUGUUGUACAGUACGCGUGUGUGUUAGCUGUAUCUGAAGUGAUUUACAAUAGCUAUAGGUUUCCUGAUCAAAACGAUUCGCCUUUUAGUCUCUUGGAUGAUAGGUCCACAGAUAGAAGUUGAGAAAUGUAUGUUGUUAACUCUAAAUUCAUAUUUACCUAAAGAUGACACUGUCAUUAGCUUUAUGUGACUGUUUAGUACAAUACAUCCCGUCUUACCUUGGUCAUAAGGUAAGAUAGGGGUUGUCCCUGGGAAAGGCUUGUUUUUAGAGUAGUACUUUAUUGAUCCCAACUUGGGACAUGGUUUUAUUUUACCACUAGAAGAAGUCCAGGAGGACGAAGCAGGACAUUACGGAGCCAGUGGAUUGGACUGAGCCCUCGUCUGGCAUGGCUGUCUUCACUGUGUGACUGAAUCACAGGGAUGAACGAUGCAACUAAUAAAACGUUUUCCUGCAUGUCUUGAAGGAGUUUGCUGACAGGGUCAUUUGAGACCAAUGCACGUUCACGUGCUUGUCGGAACUAGGAAACGCUGAAAUUAAUGACUUGCUAAUUGGCUCUAGUUAUCAUAGGUGUUUAUACACUUGCUGCGCUGAACCAGUUAGCAAGUCGGAAAUGUUUAAGUUCCGACUAGCACAUGAACGCGGCAAUACUGAGGUAUAACACAGGUGAGAAGCAGUUUACACAGGCAACCCAAUUCUGAUAUUUUUCUCCAAAUUGGUCUUUUGACCAAUCACAUGAGAUCUUUUCACAUACAAUCUUUUUCAGAGCCGAUCUGAUUUGUUAAAAGACCAAUUAGUUGGGGGGAAAAGAUCUGAAUUAGGCUGCCUGUGUAAACACAGCCGUUGAAAUGCACAGUGCGUGGACAGUUUACACAAUCAGGUAUUGCAAGAGAAGGGUUAAUACAUGACAGAGGAAGUGAAGGUUUAUGCUGUCAAAUCAAAUAAAUGUCAAUUAAAUUAAUGGGGAAUGGCCCCCUGGAUAGCUUU
Molecule: messenger RNA, 2567 nt
Organism: Oncorhynchus kisutch (coho salmon)
Lineage: Eukaryota; Metazoa; Chordata; Actinopteri; Salmoniformes; Salmonidae
Product: zinc finger protein 629
Exons: 4
Coding region: 232-1572 (446 amino acids)
Biological process (GO): regulation of gene expression
Cellular component (GO): nucleus
Source: RefSeq, a predicted model, not a curated record